CAAGUUAUUCUAGUCGACCAUUCAAAGGCUUGAAGAGAUCCGCAUUUGGACACGUAUAACCAGAUGAACAUCAUGAAAGCCAUUCUGUGCUUUCUACUUGUUGCUGCUGUCCUUCCGUGGACUGAAGGCCAGUUUCCUAGAGUUUGUACCACCUUUGCAAGCUUGAAGAACAAGACAUGUUGUCCAAUCCCAAAACAUUUUUCCAAACCAUGUGGUAGUGACGGGGACCGAGGAACUUGCGAGGAAUUGGUCAUCCGUAAUUGGAAUUACAGUUACAGUCAUUUUGAACCGUUUCAGAUCGACGACGAACGACAUAACUGGCCCGGAGCUCUUUAUAACAAAAUCUGCAAAUGCAAAGGAAACUACGGCGGCUACGAUUGCGGCAAGUGCGAGUUCGGUUACCGUGGCGUCAACUGUACGAAAAAGAAAACGUUGACGCGGAGAAAUUUUCUAAAGUUGUCUGCAACGGAGAAAGAUCGUUACAUGCGAUACAUCAAUGAGUCCAAAUACUUUCAAAGUGACUAUGUCGUUACAACCACAUUUUUUGAAAAUAUCAGCGAUAUCGUUGAAGCAGGCGAAGAUCCGAGCGGGCUGUUUCACAACAUCAGUAGCUACGAUCUUUUUACGUGGCUGCAUUACGAUUCGACACGCGAUACCAUUUACCCCCACAAUGUCACGAAGACCCAAAUCGAUUUUGCACACAAAGGUCAGGGAUUUCCCACUUGGCAUCGACUGUACUUGCUCGCAUGGGAGAGGACACUGCAGGAAAUAACUAACGAUGAAGAUUUUGCUAUUCCUUAUUGGGACUGGACUGAAAACCAAACUCGAUGCAACGCAUCUAUUUGCUCUGAGGAUUCUCUCGGGGUUACCGACCAAUCGAACGGCAUUGUCAAGGGAAAAUACUUGGGCAAAUGGUGGACCAUUUGCACCCUAGAAGAGACAAAUCAACUCACAAAGCUUUGUAAUCCUAACGACAGGGUAACUAGACUGACGAGAAACACGGAAGAGGAUAAAGAAAAGGCGAUGAAAGAACGCGGUUUCACCAUGACGUUUCCAACAAGCGAGGAAGUCAGCUUUGCUCUUCGAUUUAAAUCUUACGACGUUCCACCCUACAGUAAAGAAUCCAGCUGCAAUUUCAGAAACAUCCUGGAGGGGAACAGUAACAGUAAAACAGGUUAUCGUUUGCCGAAUGCUCAUACUCUGCAUAACCAAGUUCAUAUAGUUAUUGGUGGAACUAUGGGAUAUGUGCCUUCGGCUUCCAACGACCCGAUCUUCCACCUUCAUCAUUCAUUCGUGGAUCGUAUUUUCGAGAAGUGGCUUCGAAAGUUUAAAAAGAAUGAUUCGGUUCUUUCCAAGUUCGAUGCGCCUAUGGGUCACAACAAAAAUGACGUCAUUGUGCCGUUGUUUCCAUUGUACACUCAUAAGGAGAUGUUUAGAGAAUCAUUCGAUUUCGGCUAUGAUUAUGAAGAUGUUGACUUGGAAGGCAAUUCCCUUGAUGACGAGAGUGGUGAUGAUUCGAAACUGGGAGAUUGUCCAGUGGCGUGUGAUGAUUCAGAAGAGUCUUUAGCUGUAUCCGGCAUUUGGUUUAGUUGGUGGCCAAUGUUUGUAAUUCCACUAAGCCAGUUACUUUUCAUUGAUUGA
Dendronephthya gigantea is the source of this 1641-nucleotide messenger RNA. Its product is annotated as tyrosinase-like. Lineage: Eukaryota; Metazoa; Cnidaria; Anthozoa; Malacalcyonacea; Nephtheidae. The record is from RefSeq and is a predicted model, not a curated record. The transcript has 4 exons. Gene Ontology annotation, biological process: melanin biosynthetic process; pigmentation. Gene Ontology annotation, molecular function: tyrosinase activity. The coding region runs from base 64 to 1641 and encodes 525 amino acids.